GCCGUCCCGCACGACCGCCGCCGCCACCACCGCCAUGGCCGCGCGGGGGGAGGAGACGGCGGCGGCGGCGGCGGCGCAGGCUGCUCUCGUCAGUUCCUGAGGCGGCGACGGCCUGGCCGCGGCUCAGCACUGUUUAACCCAAGGAUGGCGUCCAGUCUGGAUCUGAAAGAAGCAACUAGCAGUCAAAGUUCAUGGGAUACUUUGCUACCAGAUUUCCCUAAAGGACCACUUUGCAAAUAUCGUAAGAAAGCUUCCUUCAGUUGGAAGGAAAUGGCUGUGUUUUUAGAUGGGGAAGAUAUCAUCCAGCUCAAGAAUAGAAUCUUCUCUGCUUUAGAAAAUGAUCCUGUCUUUGCACAUCAUCCUGGAGAAGAUUUGAGCCGUGAGAAAUACCAGGAGCUGACAUUCCUGCGCUGCAAAAGGCUCUUUGAGUAUGACUUUCUUAGUCCCCAAGAGAAUGCAGAGAAACCGUUAAAGAUAUUAAAUGUGAUUAACUGCUUAGGGAUGUAUGAUUGGUCUCCAUGUCUCAAGUAUUUUCUACAUUGUGGUAUAUUUGCAGGUACAAUUUUGAGUGCUUCUAAGAGGUUUGCAGACUUCGUGAAACAGGUUUAUAGCAUGGAGAUUUUUGGAUGUUUUGCUCUUACUGAACUCAGCCAUGGGACUAAUACCAAAGGCAUACGAACUACUGCCACAUUUGACAGCAGCACUCAGGAAUUUAUCAUCAACACUCCUGAUUUUGAAGCUGCAAAGUUCUGGGUUGGUAAUAUGGGGAAAAAUGCCACUCAUGCAGCUGUGUAUGCCCAACUCUAUACUCCCGAUGGACAAUGCCAUGGAUUGCAUUCCUUUAUUGUGCAGAUUCGAGAUACAAAAACUCUCCUACCAAUGCCAGGUGUGAUGGUAGGUGACAUAGGAAAGAAAGUUGGGCAGAAUGGAUUGGAUAAUGGAUUUGCCAUGUUCCAUAAUGUCAGGAUACCUAAAGAAAACAUACUGAAUGUAGCUGGAGAUGUCACAGCUGAGGGGAAAUACAUAAGCUCUUUGAAGGAUGUUAAAGAUCGUUUUAGUGCUUCUCUUGGGUCCUUGUCCACUGGCAGAGUUCUGAUUACAGCAAUGUCUGUGACCAAUUUGAAGCUUGCCUUAUCAAUAGCCAUUCGCUUCUCAGCAACCCGUCAUCAGUUUGGACCAACUGAUGAAGAAGAAAUACCUGUUCUUGAAUACCAAACACAGCAAUGGCGCCUUCUUCCUUAUCUGGCUGCUACAUAUGUGUUAGAUUAUUUCUCCAAAUCACUGUUUGAGAACUUUGUAGAAUUUUAUGCAGGCUUAUUGACAAAGCAAAGGAGUCAGCGACAGGCUGAUUUGGGACGUGAGAUUCAUGCCUUAUCUGCUGCCAGCAAACCACUGUCUUCUUGGACUGCUCAGCAGGCAGCCCAGGAAUGCCGAGAAGCUUGUGGAGGACAUGGUUACCUUGCCAUGAAUCGUCUGGGCGAAAUUCGUAAUGACAAUGACCCAAACUGCACAUAUGAAGGUGAUAAUAAUGUCCUGCUUCAGCAAACCAGCAACUACUUAAUGAGCUGGAUGAGUUGCAUAAGAGAGAAAGCUCCUUUUGAAUCCCCGUUUGGAACAGUAAACUUUUUGCAGAACUACCACCACAUCCUUGGCCAGAAAUUCACAGCCAGUAGUGUUGAAGAUUGCAUGGACUCUUCAGUUCCUUUAGCAGCAUAUAAAUGGCUGGUUUGCUACCUGCUCCGAGAAAGUGAUCUAAAGCUGAACAAGGAGAAGCAGUCUGGGCAAAGUGAUUUUGAGGCAAGAAACAACUGUCAGGUGUACUACUGUCGAUCAUUAGCCAUUGCUUUUAUUGAACAAACAGUCUUACAAAGAUAUCAUGACUACACUCAUGAUCCCAGCAUGCCAUCUACUCUGCAGCCUGUGCUUAGGAAUCUCAGUGCUCUGUAUGGCCUCUGGUCUUUAAGUAAACAUCUGGCUGUGCUCUACCAAGGUGGCUAUGUUUCAGGUGAACAAGCUGGAAGAUUUAUUCAGAAUGCUAUUUUGGAACUUUGCUACAGGUUGAAAAAUGAUGCCGUUGCCUUGGUUGACGUCUUUGCUCCUCCUGAUUUUAUUCUCAACUCUCCCAUUGGCAAAGCUAACGGAGAGCUAUAUAAAAAUAUGUGGGCCGAGAUCCUUCAAGGCAGCAAAGCUCUGAACAGACCUUCAUGGUGGGCAGAAUUUUGUAUUAAUAAACCUGUUACAGGCAGGCUGAGAUCAAGAUUGUAAAUGAAACAAUUUGUUAGAGGCCAGAUGGGGCUGAGAGGGAUACUGUAUUUCAAACACCAGGAGGAAAUGAGACCGUAUGUAAAACACAGAAAAUGAAGAAGAUUUUCAUAUAGAGGUGGCAAAUCUUAGAAUAGCUUUGAAAUCAAGUCCAACUUGAUUGCAAGGACUGUUCGCACAAUAGUGGCAAGAGCAAAAGCAAUAUAUCUGCAUACUAUUCAUAUUUACUUAGUUAAAUAUAAAAAAUGAAGAUUCAUUAAGAUCAUUGCUUUGCAAAGUGUCUAUAAAUAAAAUGUUCCAAUAGUGUCUUGACUUUACUGGCAUAUUACAGAAGUUAAGUAAUUAACAAGCAUCUCCCACCAGUGUUUAUAAACAAGCUGAACAAAAAUAUAUUUACAAGAUUCUAGGAGAGUAUUAGCAAAAUAAAAGAGAAUUUUUAAAAAAAUGAAAAAAGAAAAAAAAAAUCAAGAGCACUAACAGGGAUAAACCUGUAUUAAGGAAUGGGAAUCAUUUCAGACAGCCUCUUUAAAGUCCCUGAAGCUAUUCUGAUUUACUUCAUGUGCUUCAGUGUUAAAAUACUUGAUUGUUCUUCCAUUGUAAGAGAGGAUUUGGGAUUUCAGGUAAUCUUCUUUUGAAUUGUAUAUAUCUUUGUAAAUGAAAUUAAUUGAAAAUGAGUCAUUUAUACAUUUUUUUUUAAGUAUGGUAAUGCAAACUUCAAAGUCUUAUAUAAGUUUCCUGUUAGUUAUAAUGCUUUCAGUACUGCAAAACUAGUAAUAAGCCUGGGAUAAGUCAACAUACACAGAAACUGCACCUACUUUUUUAGAUCAGAAUAUACUCAAAUGAAUUGUUAAAAAUAUUUUGCUAUAACAACAUGUAACUGUGAUAGGCAACAUUAAACAAACUACAAUUUUUCUCUGUCAGCUACAUCAACUGGUAAAUAUUUUUCUUUUCAAAGGGAAGAGAUACUAACAUAAAGCUUUGAAAAUUCAGAAUAUUUUGUUUUAGAUACACUGUGAAAAAGUAAUUUUUCUUUAUUGUAUCUGUGAACUGUUAAACUCUAAAUUCUUCUUCCCUUGCUUUUGUGAGCAGACUUAUCAAGUCAGAGAGAUUAUUUUAUAAGUUGACUGUUAUUUAUAGCUUCAUCUUGUGCUGUUAAAAUAAACAGAAGUUCCACACUGAA
Messenger RNA from Dromaius novaehollandiae (emu), 3442 nucleotides. RefSeq names its product acyl-CoA oxidase 3, pristanoyl (gene ACOX3). The record is from RefSeq and is a predicted model, not a curated record. The transcript is spliced from 18 exons. Gene Ontology annotation, biological process: fatty acid beta-oxidation using acyl-CoA oxidase; lipid homeostasis. NCBI's taxonomy places the organism in Eukaryota, Metazoa, Chordata, Aves, Casuariiformes, Dromaiidae. Bases 145 to 2265 code for a protein of 706 amino acids. Gene Ontology annotation, molecular function: pristanoyl-CoA oxidase activity; fatty acid binding; FAD binding. Gene Ontology annotation, cellular component: peroxisome.